GUCGGCUGGAGGUGGGGAGUUUUUCCAUAAACAUGGUGCCUUCCGCACUAGUCCUGGGCGCGUCACGUGGUAUCGGCCGGCAGGUCGCCCUGACCCUGGCCGGUGCCGGUUACCGGGUGGGCGUGGCCGCCAAAACCGUCCAGGACACGCCCAGACUCCCGGGAACCAUCUACACCGUGUCGGACGAGAUAACCUCCCGAGGUGGACACGCCCUCCCCAUCCCGUGUAACGUGAGGAACCCGGAAGAGAUAAACAACGCAGUCAGCACAUGUAUCCGGGAGUUCGGGGCCCUUGACUUUACGGUGUACAACGCCGGUGCGAUUCUGUGGGAGAAAGUCAUAGACACGCCCCUUAAACGGUUCGACUUGAUGAUGGACGUGAACGUGAGAGGUGCGUACGUGAUGAUACAAGCCGUACUGCCGCACAUGCUGGAGAGGAAGGCGGGGAGGAUACUGCUGGUGGCCCCGCCCAUCUACUCCCGCUUUUUCAAGGGAAAGACGCCCUACGCCGUGACCAAAGUCGGGAUGACAGUACUAGUGCAUGGCUUGGCGAGGGAGCUCGAAAAUACAGGGGUCUCCAUAUCAGCACUGUGGCCUGCAACGACGAUAGAAAGUCACGUGACCACGGUGAAGAGCGUUCCUCCAGCGUACUUCAGGAAGGCUGACGUCUUUGCCGAUGCCUGUCUGGCUAUUGGUCAGGAACUAACAGAAAGGUUAAACGGCCUGGCUCUAAUAGACGAGGACUACCUGCGGACUGUGGGGGUUACGGACUUCUCUAAGUACCAAUGCCUGCCGGGGACGGAGCCUCCCCGCAUCAUGCCCCGCCGGUUCCCGUCUCUACGGGUGGAGGAGGAGGACCAAGUCACCAUACCGGACUCCAAAUUAUAGUCUCAGAACUGUCACCAUAUAGUUUUAGAACUGUCACCAUACCGGGCAACAAAUUAUAGUUUCAGAACUGUCACCAUAUAGUUUUAGAACUGUCACCAUACCGGACAACAAAUUAUAGUUUCAGAACACUGGAACUAGUGACAGUGUCUUUUUUGUUCGCGAUUUUCGCGGUGACCUCCUGAACAAUACAGAUUUUCUCUCAGCAAUGUACUUUGCGAAGGUUUUUUCCCUGCCGCGAAAGCAAGUCCACAUAAACAUUUGAACACAUGAGUUUAUGAAUUUACCAUGUAUAACUUCCAGGGCGGGGACUGUACUUGUGUUACGUUUUGUGAACAAAGUUCGGGUUAUAGACAUACUCUUAUAUACAUGUAAUGGACACAAGCUACAGUGACCAACAUGCGCACGAUUUUCGCAGACACUGGUAUCGCAUCACUCUCCAUCACUCUUUCCCACUCCCGACUGUUACUGUUGGGAAAAUAAACUUAACUUGAAACAUCCACUGGUUGGAAAACACACACACGAUACAAUGCGUUCAUGAUCUGUAUUUGCUUUAAUCAUGUAGUUCAUGGAAUUCAAAGUAGUGCCGUCAACAAGUGGAAAGGUGAUUUCGUUGCUUCUUCGUCGUUGUAUCAUUUGUUACAGAAUAGUUCACUGCAGCUGGGUGAAAAGGCUACAUAAGGUAUUUCAAACGGCCAACACACAGGUAAUUUGUAUAACACCGUAGACGACAGAAGAAUGGUGGCAUGCCACAUGCACAGGAAACGUAUGACGGUCUGUCACUUAUGUAGUUGCAGUGAUUCAAUCUGUAACAAAUAUCGUCUACCUUGAUGCCAACCUUCUUUGAUAUAUUAAUUGAAUAGCAUCAUUUGAUGGAGCUGCCUAGGCUACUGAAGCUGCGUAUUACUACUACUAUUGUUGUACUGUGACUUUUGUUGCGAUUGAAGGAUUCUGGAUGGAGUAAU
This is a messenger RNA of Branchiostoma belcheri (Belcher's lancelet), 1849 nucleotides long. RefSeq names its product hydroxysteroid dehydrogenase-like protein 2. The coding region runs from base 33 to 887 and encodes 284 amino acids. The transcript is spliced from 3 exons. Gene Ontology annotation, molecular function: oxidoreductase activity. The record is from RefSeq and is a predicted model, not a curated record. NCBI's taxonomy places the organism in Eukaryota, Metazoa, Chordata, Leptocardii, Amphioxiformes, Branchiostomatidae.